CGGAGAGGAGCUGGGUUCGGAGGAGCAGGCCUGGGGGGUCAGCAGCUACUGCCCUGCCUUUGGGUGGGGCCAAGGGGCGCGAUUUGGGAGGGCGGGGAUCGGAGGAUGCUUCGAAGGAUCCUUGGGGUUAUCCUAGAAUAUUCCUUGAGGGUUAUCGCAGUAGGCGAGGGCCAGAUUAGUUGAGAGUGCGUAGCUGGAUCCCCGUUCUGGUCGGCGGGGCCUUGAGGGUCCUUUCCGAGGGGUUGAGGCCUGGAGAGUGCUGGGGGCGAGCACGCAGCGAAGGGGCAGGCCUGAAAGGGAGUUUAGCUCUGUCACCCAGGCUGGAGUCCAGUGGCACGAUCUCAGCUCACCACAACCCCUGCCUCCUGGGUUCAAGCGAUGCUCCUGCCUCAGCCUCCCGAGUAACUGGGAUUAUAGAGAUGGGGUCUUGCUCUGUCACCCAGGCUGGAAUGCAGUGGUGCGAUAAGAGCUAAGUGCAGCCUCGAAUUCCCAGGCCUCAGGCCAUCCUCCUGCCUCAGCCUGCGGAGUAAAUGGAACUACAGCAAGCAGCGCGCCGGCCUGGGAAAAGGAGCAAGAUGGCUGACUCCGAAGAGGGUGUUUUGCCGCUGACGGCUGCUUCCACUGCCCCAAUUUCAUUCGGCUUCACUCGCACGUCCGCACGGAGGCGGCUGGCCGACUCGGGAGACGGCGCGGGGCCAUCUCCGGAGGAGAAGGAUUUCUUGAAAACCGUGGAAGGGAGGGAGCUGCAGAGUGUGAAGCCCCAGGAGGCCCCCAAGGAACUCGUCAUCCCUUUGAUCCAGAAUGGCCAUCGCAGGCAGCCACCAGCCUGGCCCCCUGGGCCAUCCACAGAUACUGGGGCCUUGGCGGAUGGGGUGCUGUCCCAGGCUGUGAAGGAGCUCAUUGCGGAAUCCAAGAAGUCUCUGGAAGAGAGAGAGAAUGCGGGUGUCGACCCCACGCUCGCUAUCCCCAUGAUCCAGAAAGGAUGCACCCCCAGCGGGGAAGGGGCAGACAGCGAACCCCGGGCAGAGACAGUGCCAGAGGAGGCUAAUUAUGAGGCGGUCCCCGUGGAGGCCUAUGGGCUGGCCAUGCUGCGGGGCAUGGGCUGGAAACCUGGCGAGGGCAUCGGCCGCACCUUCAAUCAAGUAGUGAAGCCCCGUGUCAACUCACUGAGGCCCAAGGGGUUAGGGCUGGGUGCCAACCUGACCGAGGCCCAGGCCUUGACCCCCACUGGCCCCUCCCGCAUGCCAAGACCAGAUGAGGAGCAAGAGAAAGAUAAGGAAGAUCAGCCUCAAGGGCUGGUGCCUGGAGGAGCUGUGGUGGUUCUUUCUGGCCCUCACCGAGGCCUCUAUGGGAAGGUGGAAGGCCUUGAUCCUGACAAUGUUCGGGCCAUGGUUCGUCUGUCUGUGGGGAGCCGGGUGGUGACUGUUAGUGAGUACUACCUGCGGCCUGUCUCCCAGCAGGAGUUUGACAAGAACACCUUGGAUCUCAGGCAACAGAACGGAACUGCCUCAUCACGGAAGACCCUCUGGAAUCAAGAACUCCACAUCCAGCAGGACAACUCAGAGAGGAAGCGGAAACACCUUCCAGACCGACAGGAUGGGCCUGCAGCCAAGAGUGAGAAAGCAGCCCCCAGGAGUCAGCACUGGUUGCACAGGGACCUGCGUGUGCGGUUUGUGGACAACAUGUACAAAGGAGGCCAAUAUUACAACACCAAGAUGAUAAUUGAAGAUGUCCUAAGCCCAGAUACCUGUGUAUGUCGGACAGAUGAAGGCCGAGUCCUGGAAGGCCUGAGGGAAGACAUGCUGGAGACCCUGGUUCCCAAGGCAGAGGGUGACCGUGUGAUGGUGGUGCUGGGCCCACAGACUGGAAGGGUGGGACAUUUGCUGAGCCGGGACAGAGCACGGAGCCGGGCUUUGGUGCAACUGCCAAGAGAAAAUCAGGUGGUGGAGCUUCACUACGAUGCCAUCUGCCAGUACAUGGGCCCUAGUGACACAGAUGAUGACUGACCCAUGGGACUCCUCCCAUCCCCCAGGCUGGUACCAGUUCUGUACCAUAUGAGAAAGUUGCCUUCAGAAGGUGGGAAGAUCAUUGUUCCAUCCUCUACUUCUGGUGCAGUCCUGGGACAAGGACAAGGGAAAGGGAUGGGUGAACCAGUAAGGAAGCUAGAAACAAACCCAAUAUUUACCAAAAUUUAGGGUAUAAUAAAAACCAUUUCAAGUA
Molecule: messenger RNA, 2220 nt
Organism: Gorilla gorilla gorilla (western lowland gorilla)
Lineage: Eukaryota; Metazoa; Chordata; Mammalia; Primates; Hominidae
Gene: GPKOW
Product: G-patch domain and KOW motifs
Exons: 14
Coding region: 531-2006 (491 amino acids)
Biological process (GO): mRNA splicing, via spliceosome
Cellular component (GO): spliceosomal complex
Molecular function (GO): nucleic acid binding
Source: RefSeq, a predicted model, not a curated record